Messenger RNA from Seriola dumerili (greater amberjack), 4972 nucleotides. Its product is annotated as deleted in malignant brain tumors 1 protein-like. Gene Ontology annotation, molecular function: calcium ion binding. The record is from RefSeq and is a predicted model, not a curated record. The transcript is spliced from 17 exons. NCBI's taxonomy places the organism in Eukaryota, Metazoa, Chordata, Actinopteri, Carangiformes, Carangidae. The coding region runs from base 56 to 4747 and encodes 1563 amino acids. Gene Ontology annotation, cellular component: membrane.
UUCUCCCUUACUGCUGGAUUCCCACAUACUUUCUCCAAGCAGGUUUGUGUCGUGGAUGAGGUCCAUAAUGGGGGUGCCUGGGGGUUUGUUAUUGCUCCUAAUUUUGCAGAUUUUUACAGGAAGCACUUCAGGGACACUUGUCUUCAGCUGCGAUUCAUGUCAUGAUCAAGCCAACUGCCUGGAGUCACGAGGAAGAGGAGACACCUUUGCCAGCCAGGGCCUCUCUUGUGUCUGUAAAGAUGGCUUCGCAGGUGAUGGUCUCACCUGCUACAGUAAAAAACUCUGCAGUGACUCUUCUUGCUGUAGCCAAGGUUAUCACUGGUCACCAGACAGCGGCUGUGUAGACACUGAUGAGUGUUCCCUCCCAGACUCGCCCUGUGCGCCAUCUCAGGUUUGCCAGAACACACCUGGCUCUUUCAAGUGCCUGGAGCGUUCCUCCAGCCCCAGAUCUGGCCCCUCUCCCCAGUCUAUCCAGUUCAGCUGUGGAAACACUGUUUGCCCUUUAGGCAUGGACUGCAUCAAUAAUAAUGGGCUCGCCCGCUGUGCUGACCCAUGUGACCACUACACUGUACUGAACGAUGACUGGCGUUCAGUAAAUAACACAAUGAAUAACAUAAUACACUGUGACAGAAAUAUUAACUGGCAAGGCUGGUAUCGUCUGUUUCUGGGGCAAACUAGUGCUCAUAUUCCAGAGAGGUGUGUGGAGGAGAACAGGUGUGGAACCCACGCUCCUCUAUUUAUAACACAAUCUCAUCCCACACAGUCAGGUGAAAUUGUAGCUCGCACCGUGUGCAAUGCCUGGAGCAACAGUUGCUGCCUUUUUAGGUCACACACCAUCCAUGUCAAGCUCUGCUAUGGAAACUACUACGUCUACAAACUUGUGGCACCAUCCGCAUGCAGCCUUGCAUACUGUGCAGAUGUGAACAUAACAGACACUGAAGUUCCACCAACCACACCCGAUCCAACACCACAGACAUCUGCCAGUCAGGUCAACGUCUCUGCCACAACAGCGGUGGGCAACAGUUCAGCAGCUGAUGGAGAGAUCCGUCUGGUCAAUGGAAACAGCUCCUGCUCCGGCAGAGUAGAGAUCUUCCACCAUGGACAGUGGGGGACGGUGUGUGAUGAUGCCUGGGACCUGUUUGAUGCACAGGUGGUGUGCAGACAGCUGGGCUGUGGCAGAGUCCUGUCGGCACCACAAAAUGCACGUUUUGGACAGGGCAGAGGGCCCAUCUGGUUGGAUAAUGUCAUGUGCACAGGCAGCGAAUCAAAGCUCAGUGAGUGCCGUCACCAAGGGGUUGGAUCACACAACUGUGGUCACCAUGAGGAUGCUGGUGUCGUCUGUGAAGCCGGUUCACCAGUGAGGCUGGUCAACUCUGGCAACCGCUGCUCUGGCAGAGUGGAGGUCUACCAUGAUGGACAGUGGGGGACGGUGUGUGACGAUUCCUGGGACCUGAACGAUGCCAGCGUGGUGUGCAGACAGCUGGACUGUGGCAGGGCUCGUUCAGCACUUCAAAGUGCAGCUUUUGGACAGGGCACUGGACCCAUCUGGUUGGACGAUGUCAGCUGUUCAGGAAGUGAAUCAUCCAUAACUGACUGCAGACAUCAAGGGUUUGGGGUCCACAACUGUGGUCACGUCGAAGAUGCCAGUAUCAUCUGUGAAGGUCGACCAGAACCAAACAGCACAGUUACACCGACCCCACCCGAUCCAACACCACAGACAUCUGCCAGUCAGGUCAACGUCUCUGCCACAACAGCGGUGGGCAACAGUUCAGCAGCUGAUGGAGAGAUCCGUCUGGUCAAUGGAAACAGCUCCUGCUCCGGCAGAGUAGAGAUCUUCCACCAUGGACAGUGGGGGACGGUGUGUGAUGAUGCCUGGGACCUGUUUGAUGCACAGGUGGUGUGCAGACAGCUGGGCUGUGGCAGAGUCCUGUCGGCACCACAAAAUGCACGUUUUGGACAGGGCAGAGGGCCCAUCUGGUUGGACGAUGUCAUGUGCACAGGCAACGAAUCAAAGCUCAGUGAGUGCCGCCACCAAGGGGUUGGAUCACACAACUGUGGUCACAAUGAGGAUGCUGGUGUCGUCUGUGAAGCCGGUUCACCAGUGAGGCUGGUCAACUCUGGCAACCGCUGCUCUGGCAGAGUGGAGGUCUACCAUGAUGGACAGUGGGGGACGGUGUGUGACGAUUCCUGGGACCUGAACGAUGCCAGCGUGGUGUGCAGACAGCUGGACUGUGGCAGGGCUCGUUCAGCACUUCAAAGUGCAGCUUUUGGACAGGGCACUGGACCCAUCUGGUUGGACGAUGUCAGCUGUUCAGGAAGUGAAUCAUCCAUAACUGACUGCAGACAUCAAGGGUUUGGGGUCCACAACUGUGGUCACGUCGAAGAUGCCAGUAUCAUCUGUGAAGGUCGACCAGAACCAAACAGCACAGUUACACCGACCCCACCCGAUCCAACACCACAGACAUCUGCCAGUCAGGUCAACGUCUCUGCCACAACAGCGGUGGGCAACAGUUCAGCAGCUGAUGGAGAGAUCCGUCUGGUCAAUGGAAACAGCUCCUGCUCCGGCAGAGUAGAGAUCUUCCACCAUGGACAGUGGGGGACGGUGUGUGAUGAUGCCUGGGACCUGUUUGAUGCACAGGUGGUGUGCAGACAGCUGGGCUGUGGCAGAGUCCUGUCGGCACCACAAAAUGCACGUUUUGGACAGGGCAGAGGGCCCAUCUGGUUGGACGAUGUCAUGUGCACAGGCAACGAAUCAAAGCUCAGUGAGUGCCGCCACCAAGGGGUUGGAUCACACAACUGUGGUCACAAUGAGGAUGCUGGUGUCGUCUGUGAAGCCGGUUCACCAGUGAGGCUGGUCAACUCUGGCAACCGCUGCUCUGGCAGAGUGGAGGUCUACCAUGAUGGACAGUGGGGGACGGUGUGUGACGAUUCCUGGGACCUGAACGAUGCCAGCGUGGUGUGCAGACAGCUGGACUGUGGCAGGGCUCGUUCAGCACUUCAAAGUGCAGCUUUUGGACAGGGCACUGGACCCAUCUGGUUGGACGAUGUCAGCUGUUCAGGAAGUGAAUCAUCCAUAACUGACUGCAGACAUCAAGGGUUUGGGGUCCACAACUGUGGUCACGUCGAAGAUGCCAGUAUCAUCUGUGAAGGUCGACCAGAACCAAACAGCACAGUUACACCGACCCCACCCGAUCCAACACCACAGACAUCUGCCAGUCAGGUCAACGUCUCUGCCACAACAGCGGUGGGCAACAGUUCAGCAGCUGAUGGAGAGAUCCGUCUGGUCAAUGGAAACAGCUCCUGCUCCGGCAGAGUAGAGAUCUUCCACCAUGGACAGUGGGGGACGGUGUGUGAUGAUGCCUGGGACCUGUUUGAUGCACAGGUGGUGUGCAGACAGCUGGGCUGUGGCAGAGUCCUGUCGGCACCACAAAAUGCACGUUUUGGACAGGGCAGAGGGCCCAUCUGGUUGGACGAUGUCAUGUGCACAGGCAACGAAUCAAAGCUCAGUGAGUGCCGCCACCAAGGGGUUGGAUCACACAACUGUGGUCACAAUGAGGAUGCUGGUGUCGUCUGUGAAGCCGGUUCACCAGUGAGGCUGGUCAACUCUGGCAACCGCUGCUCUGGCAGAGUGGAGGUCUACCAUGAUGGACAGUGGGGGACGGUGUGUGACGAUUCCUGGGACCUGAACGAUGCCAGCGUGGUGUGCAGACAGCUGGACUGUGGCAGGGCUCGUUCAGCACUUCAAAGUGCAGCUUUUGGACAGGGCACUGGACCCAUCUGGUUGGACGAUGUCAGCUGUUCAGGAAGUGAAUCAUCCAUAACUGACUGCAGACAUCAAGGGUUUGGGGUCCACAACUGUGGUCACGUCGAAGAUGCCAGUGUUGUUUGUGAAUUCCCUCCACUCCAGUUUACUCAUCUUAUUUGUGGCCGUGAUAAACUCCAAGUGGGGCUGGAUUUGGCUGCCAUAACAUCCAGUGGUUUGGACCCAUUCUCUGGAAACCUGGCUGCCCUUAACUGCUCCUGGGUCAGAGUGCGUAAUAAUGAAGUUUGGUACGAAGUGGAGGCUGAGGCAGGUGCUUGUGGCAACACACUGACGACCAACCGCACACAUGCGAUCUAUUCCAACAGUUUAUUUUUCUCCCCAACAAACUCGUCCUUGACUCGUCCUGUGAGUCUUCCUUUCUCCUGCGCAUAUCCCCUCGACAUCGACACCGGCCUGAAUGGGCCGCUCAGACCAUUCCUGCAGCCUGACACACCUGGCGUUUCAGGCUCAGGUACCAAAGCCAGAGCCUCCAUGUCUCUGUUCCGCAACUCCAACUUCACUGAGCCUUAUGCAGCAGGCCGGAUCAUCCUUCCAAUGGGCUCUCCUCUAUAUGUGGGCAUAUCUGUGCAGGAGAGAGAUCCAAGCUUUACAGUUGUUCUGGAGCGCUGCUAUGCCACUCACUCAUCAAACCCUAAAGAUCCCACACGAUACUUUCUCAUUGAGAACAAGUGUCCCACUGCCCGCCGACAGGUGUCAGUGAUAAAGAGUGGCUCAUCCUCCCAGGUUCGUUUCUCUGCCCUGUUCUUUUCGCCCCAGGGUGAAAACCGAGACACCUAUCUUCACUGCAGCCUCAGCCUGUGUGACCGGAGGAGCCACAACUGUGUUCAACCUUGCGCAAGAAGAACAUAUCGCUCAUUUUCCAGCUCUGCUCCUCUGGAAGACAUCACCAUUGGACCAAUCACUUGGGACAAGUCUCCUGAGUGAGCUGGUGACAUACAGUAGUAACACAAACACAUUACAUAUUGUGAUAUCAUUAACAUGUUCUUUUUUUACUCAUAAGACAAAAAAUCAUAAGUUUGUUGUUACAUUGUGAUUAAAUCUUACCAUACAUUGUUCAUCCCUCAUUUCUAUUUCCUGUGUACUGAUUUUUACUAAACAACAAUGAAGAAAAUAAACUACAAGAAGAUAUAAUAAAAAUGAAGGUGCCAA